Molecule: messenger RNA, 1157 nt
Organism: Cylicostephanus goldi
Lineage: Eukaryota; Metazoa; Nematoda; Chromadorea; Rhabditida; Strongylidae
Source: the annotation of a GenBank genome assembly
AUGGAUGUCCUAGAAAUGAGACAUCCUCUACAUGGGAGCACCUUAUCAGCCAUAAUGUCGUUGCACGAGACAAAGUUUAAGGCUGUCUAUGUAUCAACUAUCCUCGAUCAAGAUCGCAACGGAAGCGUUCAGGAGACAGUAGAACAGCCUGGACAUUCUGCGAAUGCGGUUACAGUACGACAACGGCUAAAUGAGGAGAUAGGCGAGGACAAUGCACAAGAAAUUGCUACGACGUCCUUCCAGCAACGCGAAAUGAACCAGGCGACACCUAUUUUUACUCCUAUUUCACAGAUGCACAUUGCGCAAAGGACUCGGGCACGUAUUGCUGCAAGGCGCAGUUCCGGAGCUGAACGCAAUCGUGUCCGCCGCAGCCAGGAAACUCCAGAGGCACGGCAUCAACGCCUCGCCGAAAUGCGAGAGCGCUAUUGUCGUCGUCGUCGUCAGCCACAUUCUGAGGAGAGGGGCGAAGAAGAUCUAAUGCAGGAAAUGCACAGUGCUCAGAGAAGUCGAGCCGUUAUCGCCGCAACUAUUACUUCCGCAGCUGUAGAUAACCGCCUCCGCCAUGGCCAAGAAGCACCAGAGACAGAAGAGGAACUUCUUGCAGCGACGCAUGUGAGUUACCUCAUUGUAGCCAACAUCACGUCAAAGGAUGCGUUUAGGAGACUAGAGCACUCUACACAACAUGCAAAUGCUGCUACAAUACGUCAACGACGAUCUGAGGAGAUAGGCGAAAGCACACAUUAUAAUGCUACCAUUGCAUCCCAGCAACGUGAAUUUGACGAGCCGACACUCACCGCCAUUCCCAUCUUACAGAUGCGCAAGACUCAGGCCCGUAUUGCUGCAAGGCGCAGUUCCGCGGCUGAGCGUGAUCGUCUUAGCCGCAUCCGUGAGACACCAGAGGCGCGAGUAAAUCGUCUUGCCACAAUGCGUGAACGCAACCGUGACCAUCGCCAACGUCCAUCACCUAACGCUGUUCCUGAAGUGCCGCCUGUCAAUGAACAUCACCUCGGUGAAAUGAAUGUCACUUGUAUUCACUGUGGAGCUGCAUUCUUUUCCGCCGAAAUCCCUCACAGUCGUGACAUGAUCAACACCUGCUGCAACUUUGGCAACAUCGUUCUGGAAGACAAAUUCGCCGACUUUCCCGCCGAUGCAUGACC